This is a messenger RNA of Phragmites australis (common reed), 1271 nucleotides long. Its product is annotated as NAC domain-containing protein 21/22-like. The coding region runs from base 199 to 1071 and encodes 290 amino acids. Gene Ontology annotation, molecular function: DNA binding. The record is from RefSeq and is a predicted model, not a curated record. The transcript has 3 exons. NCBI's taxonomy places the organism in Eukaryota, Viridiplantae, Streptophyta, Magnoliopsida, Poales, Poaceae. Gene Ontology annotation, biological process: regulation of DNA-templated transcription.
CCAGCUUCUGAAACAACAGUAGCUAGCACCAACAAUCCUUUCCUUGGUGACAUGCCACAAAAGGCCCUUGAUUUCCCUAUUUAUACACUAUCGUGUGCUCUGAAACGGCCGAAUACGCCAUUCUCUUCUCUGUCCUUGCGUCUCUCCCAGGUCCAGAGAGAGCGCGCGCAGAUACUAGCUAGCUAGCGAGAGGAAGAGAUGAGCUUCAUCGGCAUGAUGGAGGCGAGGCUGCCCCCGGGGUUCCGGUUCCACCCGAGGGACGACGAGCUCGUGCUGGACUACCUCUGCCGCAAGCUCUCCGGCAAAGGCGGCGGUGGCGGUACCGGAGCAUACGGCGGCGUCGCCAUGAUCGACGUCGACCUCAACAAGUGCGAGCCGUGGGAUCUUCCAGACGAGGCGUGCGUGGGCGGUCGGGAGUGGUACUUAUUCAGCCUGCACGACCGCAAGUAUGCGACGGGCCAACGCACCAACCGCGCCACGCUGUCGGGGUACUGGAAGGCGACGGGCAAGGACCGCCCCAUCCGCAGUCGUCGCGGCGCCGGCGCGGUGGUCGGGAUGCGCAAGACGCUGGUGUUCUACCAGGGCAGAGCCCCCCGCGGGACCAAGACCGAGUGGGUCAUGCACGAGUUCCGCGUGGAGGACCCGGCGGUUGCCGUUGCCGACCGCCCCAACUCACCUCCCAAGGAGGACUGGGUGCUGUGCAGGGUGUUCUACAAGAGCAGAACCACCACCACGAGACCACCGGCCGGCGACGAGGCCGGGUCACUGUCCAGCGAGCUGAUCAGCCAGUCGCUGCCGCACAUGCCCCCUGCCGACGCCUACCUCGCCUUCGAUCGCGCAACGGCGGCCACCAUCGAUGGCUGCUACCAGCAAGACGCCGGCCUCCCGGCGGCGCAGGCGCUGCCGUUCAGGUCCCUGUCGAGCUUCAGGGAGCUGCUGAGCAGCAUGGUGGAGCGCAACGACGGCGCUGUUGCAAAGGCGGAGUUCCAUCAGGACUGGACCGAGGCGGCCUACGCGCAGCAGAGCGCCGUGUCGCCGCAGACGUGGAGCCCGUUUCUGAGCUCUGGGUGAAAUCUAGUGUGUGGCAGGCGUCGUGUGCUCAGUGAAUAGUGAGCAGUUUGUUUGUCUUCAUUUUCUGUAACUUGAUCAUAAUAUAGAUAGGAGGAAUGGCUUGGUGCAGUAACUUCUGUAUAAAGGAUUGUUGCAGAAAUUAUAUAACUUUUCUGUCACUUGAUCAUAAUAUAGAUAGGUGGAAUGGCUUGACUCUCAAA